This is a messenger RNA of Talaromyces stipitatus ATCC 10500, 1761 nucleotides long. Its product is annotated as arylsulfatase, putative. Gene Ontology annotation, molecular function: glycosaminoglycan binding; arylsulfatase activity; N-acetylglucosamine-6-sulfatase activity. The record is from RefSeq and is a predicted model, not a curated record. Bases 1 to 1761 code for a protein of 586 amino acids. The transcript is spliced from 5 exons. Lineage: Eukaryota; Fungi; Ascomycota; Eurotiomycetes; Eurotiales; Trichocomaceae. Gene Ontology annotation, biological process: phenol-containing compound metabolic process.
AUGAGAUAUCGAGCAGUAUUGAGCGCGCUGUCAUGCGUCGUCCCGGUAUUGGCAAACAGCGCAUGGCAGCAGGUACUGGGUGAAAUAUGGUCCGAGCAGCAACAAGUAGCACCGGCAAGAGCGCCGAACUUCGUCUUUAUCAUCACCGACGACCAAGAUCUUGAGCUGGACUCCCUACACUAUAUGCCACUGGUUAGCCGCCACUUGAAGGCCAAAGGCACAUUUUUCAGAAACCAUUUCGUGACCACGGCGUUGUGCUGCCCAUCGCGAGUCAGUCUGUGGACAGGACGGCAAGCUCACAAUACCAAUGUGACAGAUGUAAGUCCGCCAUACGGCGGCUAUCCCAAGUUUGUGGAACGUGGCUUCAACGAUGAUUUUCUUCCUGUAUGGUUGCAAACCUCGGGGUACAAUACUUUCUACACGGGAAAGUUGUUCAACUUUCAUACCGUGGAUAAUUACGACAGUCCUUAUGUGAAUGGAUUUACAGGAUCGGACUUUCUCCUGGAUCCAUUCACAUAUUCUUAUCUCAAUGCGACCUUCCAGAGAAAUCGUGAACCGCCAGUGAGUUACAAGGGCCACCACACCACCGAGGUCAUCACCGAUAAAGCUUUGGGCUUUUUAGAGGAUGGGCUGGCUGAAGACCAGCCGUUCUUCCUUGUUAUUGCGCCCAUUGCGCCGCAUUCGAAUAUCGAUGUGGGAGCUCUGGACGAUCACGGUGCCCCGACAGUCAUGACGGAACCAAUUCCAUUGAGUCGGCAUGAGAAUCUUUUUCAAGAUGCCAAAGUACCACGGACGGCGCAUUUCAAUCCAGAUGAACCUAACGGCGUGAGCUGGGUUCGUAAUCUUCCCAAGCAGGACGACCAGACGAUCGAAUACAACGACCACUUCUACCGCCAACGGUUGCGGGCACUACAGGGCGUCGAUGAACUGGUGGGCGCCGUAGUCAAUCGACUCGAGGACAGUGAUCAAUUGGACAACACCUACAUCAUCUACACAUCGGAUAAUGGCUACCAUAUCGGACAGCACCGACUACCACCAGGCAAGGCCUGUGGGUUUGAGGAAGAUAUCCGUGUCCCUUUUCUCAUUCGAGGACCCGGAAUUGCAAAAGGUGCUGAUCAGGACGCGGUAACCACUCAUAUUGAUAUUGCACCGACUCUUUUAAAAUUGGCCGGCAUCCCAUUACGGGAUGACUUGGACGGGACACCGAUGCCCCUUCACCCUAACUCCAACGAGACUCGACACGAGCACGUUGCUGUAGAGUACUGGGGCCGUGGAUAUCUAGAGGGGUUGAAAGGCGCGAUAGACAACUCACCAGUAGUGCCUAAUAACACCUACAAGUCGGUUCGAUUGAUUGGAGACGGAUUCGACCUGUACUACUCAGUAUGGUGUAAUAAUGAACAUGAACUUUAUGACCUUACAACCGAUCGCUACCAACUCAAUAACUUAUACUACAAUGUCGACUCAUCUAACCGACAGAUACAAGGCUUCAACCUGCGGAAGAUCAUCGAUCGGCUCGACUCUCUGCUCUUAGUCUUAAAAUCAUGCAAAGGCGAUACAUGUAUUAACCCAUGGAAUACACUCCACAGUGACGGAGCAGUAUCAUCUUUUAAAGAUGCUUUGCACGAGAUGUACGAUGCGUUUUAUCAGCAUCAACCUAGUGUUUCUUUUAGCCGGUGCGAGCUGGGUCAGAUUCUCGAUGCAGAGGGACCUCAGGAACCACUUGUGUACCGGCAUGGACUGAGCUGGGAGGUCUGGACUUAA